CCCCCCCCCUUUUCCCAUUUCAAACUGAUUGAUGCAUCUCUACAAGUUGCCGGGCUUGGGGCCGGACCCGUUGGAGUCGCAGGAACACUUCUGAGCGCGCACCCAAGGCUCUUGGCACCGCGUCUGGGGGCUCAGUGUUGCUCCCGAAAGGGGAUCGGAGACUGACAUCAGCCCGUCCAGGAGUUGGAGGGAUUCAUUUAAAAGUGAUUGUUUUCCCUCUCGCUCUCCAGCCUAACAGUUGGGUUGGCGUCGUCCUGCAGGUUUGGGCAUCCCAGCUCCGCCUCGCUGGCUGGUUCGUAACCUCUGCUCUUCAUUCACUCUGGUGCACCCACACCCGGCCAAGGAAAGCACGCGCGAGAAAUCCCGGAGGCUCCGACAGCGCCUGGGGUGUAGUCUCCCGCCGCCGCAGUCCGACUCCGCCGGGGGACCUGCCGGAAGACACGAAGAGCCAAACUUUUCUUUGAGGUUCGCAAGGCAAGACCGCUCCUCGCCCGCUGAGCUGCCGCUUAAGCAGUUCCAGGACGCCGGCGGGGCUGGGUUUGUGGCCCCGGAUCCCCACCCUUCUCGGCACACCGCCCCGAACUCGCAGCACCUACGACUCCUCCGAGAUUUCCAGUGGUCUCCCGGUUAAGGCACAGAGGAGACGCGGGAAGGGGGUCCUCAUACUCCGGGGCCACAGGCGCGAAGCCCUCCAUCCACACGGAGACCUCCUCCUGCAGUUUCUCACCGGCCGCUAAAGUAACUUGGAGCGAAGCGGGGCGCACUGCGAGGGCCCUGGGCAGCGGCGGAGCCGUGCGCAGCCCGCAGCGCCGACGCUGAGCCGGGCCCGGCGGGCCAGUGUAUGUCUCCCCGCGGCCGCGGCGCGCAACUCCCGGUGACUGUGCAGCGUGCGCCGCCGCCUGCCCCGACCCGCGGUGCCGCCGCCCGGCCCGGCGUGAUGUUGCACGUGGAGAUGUUGACGCUGGUGUUUCUGGUGCUUUGGAUGUGUGUGUUCAGCCAGGACCCAGGCUCCAAGGCCGUCGCCGACCGCUACGCCGUCUACUGGAACAGCAGCAACCCCAGAUUCCAGAGAGGUGACUACCACAUUGACGUCUGUAUCAAUGACUACCUGGAUGUUUUCUGCCCUCACUAUGAGGACUCGGUCCCAGAAGACAAGACUGAGCGUUAUGUCCUCUACAUGGUGAACUUUGAUGGGUACAGUGCCUGUGACCAUACUUCCAAAGGGUUCAAGAGAUGGGAAUGUAACCGGCCCCACUCUCCAAACGGACCGCUCAAGUUCUCUGAAAAAUUCCAGCUUUUCACACCCUUCUCCCUAGGAUUUGAAUUCAGGCCAGGCCGGGAAUAUUUCUACAUCUCCUCUGCAAUCCCAGAUAAUGGCAGAAGGUCCUGUCUAAAGCUCAAAGUCUUUGUGAGACCAACAAAUAGCUGUAUGAAAACUAUAGGUGUUCAUGAUCGUGUUUUCGAUGUUAACGACAAAGUAGAAAAUUCAUUAGAACCAGCAGAUGACACCGUACAUGAGUCAGCCGAGCCAUCCCGCGGUGAGAACGCAGCACAAACACCAAGGAUACCCAGCCGCCUUUUGGCAAUCCUACUGUUCCUCCUGGCGAUGCUUUUGACGUUAUAGCACAGUCUCCUCCCGUCGCCUGUCACAGAAAAGCAUUAGGGUCUUGGAACACCAGAGAUCCACCUAACUGCUCAUCCUAAGAAGGGACUUGUUAUCGGUUUUUUGGCAGAUGUCAGAUUUUUGUUUUCUUUCUUUCAGCCUGAAUUCUAAGCAACAACUCCGGGCCAGGAGGGGCUAAAGUAGUUGCUGCUCCCCCGCCCUGCCCCCAACCCCCAGCCUUUGCCCUUGACUUCUCUCAUCCCUUCCAAAUUAAAUGGACUCCAGAUGAAAAUGCCAAAUUGUCAUAGUGACACCAGUGGUCGUCAGCGCCUGUGCAUUCUCCUCUAAGAGCCCACCUCCGUUAGCGUACUGUGACAGCAGUAUACGGACAAGGAAGAAUAGCGGCAGAUGCGGCUAGUGAUGGCAAUGCCCGGGAGGGUUUUACUCUCCCAUCCAAUAUUUAUGCCUUCUCAUUCAGGACUGUAAGAUGAUCGUGCAGGGCAUUGUGUCACCAUGUCAAGUCCAGAGGGGAGGUAUUAAGAACAGUUCUAAUAUUAUACCCUUUCCUCUAGGAGUAUAUAAAUGAACAGGCUUCUAAAAGGUUGAGACACUGGUUUUUUUGUUUUGUUUUUGUUUUGGGGGGUUAUUUUUUACAAUGACUGUCUUAAAGCACUCUUGACAGCAAAACUUGUGCUCCACGAAAGAAGCCUUUUUUUUUCCCCCCUAGAAAACAGGUCAGGUGCGGGAAUGCUAGCUAGCACAGAGCAAGGGUGAAAAGAGAGAUAACUAGGUUUGGUGGGGGUGUGUACGUGUGAGUGCCUCUAAUUUUUUUGGUGACUGGGCAAUGCACACCAGGUUUGUUUUUUUUUUCCCUUGGAAUACAGAUCACCAUGGUGCUACAGUUUUUUGGUUUUUUUUUUUUUUAAAGAAACUCAAAGAGGCAUUUUUAUGAAUAAAGUGACCUUCCCCAAGGCUGACAAGCCAGGGUUGAUGAGUGUAUAAUGGAAUAGCUUUGGAUACUCCUCUGGGGGACAAUAUGUACCAAGGAAAGGAGGUCAGCGGCCAGAGGAGAUGUGAUUUGGCUUUGCUGGAGCGCCAAUGUGCUGUGGCCUUUCCCCGACUCCCACCCUAGUACCCAUGUUUUGCUCCACACUCCACAACUACAGGGGCUCGACACACACCCCUGGCACCAGGAGAGUCAGUCAGCACUACUUGGGAGGGCUAAAGGGAAAUUUGGAAUAAAAAUUCCAAAGUUUGGAAUAAAAAAUUCAAGUGUUGAUUUUAUAUUCUUUCCCUUUCUGACACAGCCUGAAGCGUAGGGGGAACAUGUGUUUAUCUGUGGGAGAUAAACAAGAUGGAGUCCCAAAGACUUUAACAAAAUAUUUUUUUAAAAAUCCACUAGAAUAGAAAAUACAUUAUUUAGAUAUACUUUAUGCUGAGAGUGAGUAUAUAUGCUUGUCCUAUUUAAACUUGUGAGAAAAAAAGUGGUAUCCCUUGAUAUAUUUAGAAAUAUAGGGGGCUAUCUUGUUUCAUUGUGGGGGGUGGGGCAGAAGGAGAAAACGCAAGAUGACCCUGUUUGAGGAGUCUUAGCAUGGCCAACAAGGGCCAUUUCCAGGUGAUUACAGGAAAUACAAGCCUUGGGGGUUACUACUGGUGAGGCUGUCACAAACUUUGAACUCCAAAAGCCUAGACAGGGAAAAGUCAGACCAACGGAAAAGAAAUCUAGCCUUUACUAGUGCACGACAUGUCAACAGGAGCCAUGCCUUUCAGAACAGAAUG
Molecule: messenger RNA, 3382 nt
Organism: Lontra canadensis (Northern American river otter)
Lineage: Eukaryota; Metazoa; Chordata; Mammalia; Carnivora; Mustelidae
Gene: EFNA5
Product: ephrin A5
Exons: 6
Coding region: 842-1624 (260 amino acids)
Biological process (GO): ephrin receptor signaling pathway; axon guidance; regulation of actin cytoskeleton organization
Cellular component (GO): external side of plasma membrane; plasma membrane
Molecular function (GO): ephrin receptor binding
Source: RefSeq, a predicted model, not a curated record